Messenger RNA from Ziziphus jujuba (common jujube), 4732 nucleotides. Its product is annotated as protein PHYTOCHROME-DEPENDENT LATE-FLOWERING. The coding region runs from base 262 to 4356 and encodes 1364 amino acids. Gene Ontology annotation, molecular function: transcription coregulator activity. Gene Ontology annotation, cellular component: SAGA complex. Gene Ontology annotation, biological process: regulation of transcription by RNA polymerase II. The record is from RefSeq and is a predicted model, not a curated record. NCBI's taxonomy places the organism in Eukaryota, Viridiplantae, Streptophyta, Magnoliopsida, Rosales, Rhamnaceae. The transcript has 12 exons.
UCGAAACGCAACCCACCAAACAGAAGCUCUUGUCUCUCUGCGUUCUGCAAGGAGCUUCAGAACUCCCCGCGUGUUUUCCUUUCCUUAAUUCUCUUAGAUUCACUGAACUCUUUAACUCAAAAAAGCUUUAUUAUUUAUUUAUAUAUUUAUUAUAGUUGGUUAGGGUUUUUCUUUUCUGUUUUCUUUCCCUGAUUCCCAUGAUCCAAUCACCCCUACAACGAACUCAGAUUCUCGAAAUUCAAAGAAAAAAAUUCCCUAUCAAUGGGUGUCUCUUUCAAGGUGUCGAAGAACGGCACAAGGUUCCGUCCAAAGCCUCUUCUUCAAUCCGAGACCAACGCAGUUGUUGACAACGUCUCCGAAGAUUCCAAAAAUAGCUCGCGAAUUGUAGGAGAUGAAUUCAAUUCCCGGAAACUCGAGGGUAACACCGUUGAGGGAGUUGCGAAUCUUGCUGGGGCAUCUGGUUCAUCCAUGUCUUCCGAAAGGUUUUGUGUAGCUACAGAGAAUGAAGUUUCCUUCACAUUGAACCUCUUCCCAGAUGGAUAUUACAUUGGAAAACCCUCAGAGAAUGAGACUGCACCUCUGUCAACACUUCAAGAUAAUCCAAAGUCAUUACAUCCAUAUGAUAGAACAUCUGAAACUCUUUUCUCGGCUAUUGAAUCUGGUCGGUUGCCUGGAGAUAUUCUAGAUGAUAUACCUUGCAAGUAUGUUGAUGGAACACUUGUAUGUGAGGUUCGAGAUUAUCGUAAAUGUGCUUCUGAACGUGGGCCUGGUGCUACUUUAACUGAUGGAUUCCCUGUUGUGAAUAAAGUACAUCUUAGAAUGUCACUGGAGAAUGUUGUGAAGGAUAUGCCAUUGAUCUCAGAUAAUUCUUGGACUUAUGGUGAUCUGAUGGAAGUGGAGUCUCGUAUAUUGAAAGCCUUGCAGCCACAACUUUGUCUGGAUCCUAUGCCCAAGUUGGAUAGGCUCUGUAACAAUCCAGUUCCUGUAAAGCUCGAUUUGGCACUAUGCAGUGUGCGGAGGAAGAGAUUACGGCAGAUGCCUGAAGUUACUGUCACGGCUAACAGUAAGACAAAUGGGAAGAAAAUUUGUAUCGAUAGGGUUCCAGAAAGUUCUAACUGCAGAAUGGGAGAUUCAGUAAUUAAUUCAGGCAAUAUGAUGCCGCAGCAGGUGCUUGAAAAUCAGACUGCUCAUAAUAGUAGUCCAAGUAAUAUGUUAGCCUUGAGAGCUAAGAGCUUUGUUUCUGAUGCCUCUGUUCCAGCACCACAUUUGGUAUCUAAUCAAUCAAGGUAUCAAAUGGGGGUCAGAAGCAUGCAGGAUCAUGGGUCAGGUUCCAUUGUCAACACAUCAGGGGCUAGCCCUGCCGGGCAGGACAUGAUGAUGUCAUAUGUUGACAAUAUAAACUCUAAUUCCUCUCUUCAUGGAAAGAGGGAGGCUCAAGAUGGGCCAAUGUCACCCAUUUUUAAUAAGAGAACAAGGACUACUCCAAUGGGUCUUGAUGGAAUACAACAACAAAUGGGUCCACAAAUAGAUGGCUUCCAUGGAUCUGAGAUGAACUGGAAGAAUACCUUUAUGCAGCAGCAAGCUAUAGCCAGAGGAAUUCCAUAUGCACAUGCUGGUAUUCAAAAGUAUCCUCAGCCAGGGAUUGAAGGAGUUCUGAGUCAGGAUGGUGGAGCCACAGCGUUUGCUGCAGGCCAGCAGGGAAUGAGAUAUGGUGCCAAAGACGAGCAGCUUGAGACGGUUAAGGUGGAUGGGUCAGAGUUCAGUGGGAGUAAAAAUGAUGCACAGAUGGUAGAAGCAGAAAUAAGCCAUCUUGAUACACAACAAUCACGGAUUCAGCAAAGAUUACCACAGCAUGCCUUCAUUAGAUCUAAUCUUCCUCAGUCAGCCUGGAACACUCUUACUCAUCACAUCGAGAAAGAUGGAAGAAAGGAGGACCAAAUCCAGAAAAGGAAAUCAGUGCAAAGUCCUAGAUUGUCUGCAGGGACUUUGGUUCAAUCUCCACUAUCAUCAAAAUCUGGGGAAUUUUCUAGUGGUUCAGUUGGGCCCCACUUUGGAACUGUUACAAAUGCUACUCUAGGAGUAUCCCAAAAGGAGAAAGCAGCAAUGAGCUCAGUACCUGCUGUUGGUGGGACCCCUUCUUUGACUUCCAGUGCUAAUGAUUCCAUGCAACGGCAACACCAGGCUCAGCUUGCAGCGAAACGAAGAUCAAAUUCCCUUCCCAAGACCCCAGCAAUGACUGGUGUUGGCUCCCCUGCUAGUGUUAGUAAUAUAAGUAUUCCAUUAAAUGCGAACAGUCCUUCAGUUGGAACCCCAUCAUCAGCAGAGCAAGCCAUGAUUGAUAGGUUCUCAAAGAUUGAAAUGGUGACUAUGAGGCAUAAACUCAAUGACAAAAAGAACAAGGUUGAUAACCCCAUCGAGAAGCCAAAAUCAUAUUCAGCUCAAGAUCUUAUAAGAAAUCUUACAUAUGUUUCAAACAGCGAGGAUUCCAAAGAUGACCGAUGUCUAAAGACAUUAUCAAAGUCCUUAGUAGGUGGUAGCAUGAAUAUCUGCAAGACUAGAGUUAUCGUUGUUGUGCAGCCAGAGCAUGUAGUUCAAGGAAGUGUUGUUUCUUAUGUUCCUAAGAUACAAACCAGGAUGAUAAUGUCUGAGAAGCCAAGUGAUGGUACUGUAGCAAUGCACUUUGGAGAUAUUGAGUAUAAUCAGUUUUUGGCUAUGGAAGAUUAUCUUCCUACAUUACCCAAUACUCAUUUGGCAGAUUUGCUUGCGGCACAAUUUUGUUCACUGAUGGAACGUGACGGAUACGAGGUGAAGGAUCAUGUACAACCUAAACCAUCCCACAUGAAUCUUGCCCCAGGCAACCAAUCAAAUACUGCUGGAAUGCCUCCUAAUAAUUCAGCAGCUCAGAUUCAACAAUAUGCAGAAGCGGUUUCAGGACAGCCGUCUAAUGAGGUUGCUAAGCCAAAUAUUAGUGGUAAUACAUCCCUCAAUGCGUCCCAGAAUCCUCUAGCAAGCACAAGGAUGCUGCCUCCUGGAAGCAGUAGUCAGGCCUUACAGAUGUCUCAAGGACUCAUGUCGGGGGCUUCAAUGCCCCCACGGCCACAACAGCUAGACUCGCAACCAUCACUUCAGCCGCAGCAGCAGCAGCAUCAGCAACAACAGCAGCAACAGCAGCAGCAGCAAAACCAGCACUCCUUGAUUCAACAGCAGCAUCCCCAGCUUCAAAGGUCCAUGAUGCUUGGGACAACACACUUGAAUGCAAUUGGGCAGAAUUCCAACAUGCAGUUGGGAAAUCACAUGAUGAACAAGCCUUCUUCUCUCCAACUUCCGAUGUUACAGCAUCAGCAGCAGCAACAUCAACAGCAGCAGCAGCAGCAGCAGCAAUCUCAACUCCAGAGGAAAAUGAUGAUGGGUCUUGGAACAGCCGUAGGUAUGGGAAAUGUUGGAAACAACAUAGUUGGGCUUACAGGUCUUGGGAAUGGAAUGGGCAUGGGAACUAGGGGAUUAGCAGGAACUGGAAUAUCAGCACCCAUGACAUCUAUUUCUGGGAUGGGAAAUGUGGGUCAGAAUCCAAUGAAUUUAGGCCAGACUUCAAAUAUUAGCAAUACAAUAAGCCAGCAUAUUCGAUCUGGAUCGUUAUCACCUGCUGCUCUCAUGGCAUCAACAAGAUUUAGAAUGGCACAGGCACAGAAUCGAGCAAGCAUUUUAGGUGGCCCUCAGUCUGGCAUAGGUGGGAUAUCAAGUGCCAGACAGAUGCAUCCUAGUCCUGCUGGUAUCGCAAUGCUGGGUCAGACUCUGAACCGAGCUAACAUGAAUCCAAUGCAACGAGCAGCAAUGGGCCCCAUGGGCCCACCGAAGUUGAUGGCAGGGAUGAAUCUCUACAUGAACCAGCAGCAGCAACAGCAUCAGCAGCAGCAACAGCAACAGCAACAACAACAGUUGCAAUUACAGCAGCCACAGUUACAGCAACAGCAGCAAUUACAGCAACAGCAGCAAUUACAGCAGCACCAACAAUUGCAGCAGCAGCUGCACCAACAGCAGCAACAAGAGACAACCUCACCAUUGCAGGCUGUUGUUUCACCGCAGCAGGUUGGUUCACCCUCUACCAUGGCAAUUCCUCAAAUGGCCCCACAAACCCAGCAGCAGCAGCAAAAUAGCCCUCAGCAAAUGAGCCAGCGAACUCCAAUGAGCCCACAAAUUAGCUCAGGGGCUAUCCAUGCCAUGAGCACUGGAAACCCGGAGGCUUGUCCAGCAAGCCCACAGUUGAGCUCCCAAACCCUUGGGUCAGUUGGUAGUAUCACAAAUUCUCCUAUGGACAUUCAAGGUGUUAACAAGAGUAACUCAGUGAGUAAUGCAUAGUAAAAGUUGCACAUUCUCUUUGUAGCUGUGUUAAUUAGUCGUUCUCGUCCUCUCUCAAGGGCAAAGGGUGAGGGAUGAAAGAAUAAUGCUGCAUAACGACAAUUCAAAGGCUUGGGUUUCCUGUCAAUGGUGCUAGCUGGAGAGGAAGGCCACUAUGGCCAUUGCUGAGUGCCCCUAAAAAACUAGGGCCUGAAAUGAAAAUUUAAUUCAUUGUUAUAUAUCAUACUCUGCAGUUUUUCUCAAGUCCAAACAAACUUUUCUUUGCCACUUCAAUACACAGUAGGAUAACUGUAUUAUUGCUUGAGAAAAGUUCAUUACAUCAUUUGCGAACAGCUUCCUGUUGUAUAAUAAUAUUGUAAAUGUCUAAUUUGCGUGA